Messenger RNA from Clonostachys rhizophaga, 1080 nucleotides. The record is from the annotation of a GenBank genome assembly. NCBI's taxonomy places the organism in Eukaryota, Fungi, Ascomycota, Sordariomycetes, Hypocreales, Bionectriaceae.
AUGACUCUCAUUAAGCUCCCCUCCGGAUCGGACCUGAAGGGCCACAAGCUCGUUCUAUACGCCCCUCGACCAACUCCACCAGAGGCUGUAGCGCAUCUCAAGGCCAAAUUCCCAGGCCUCGAGAUUGCUGUCUACCACAAGCAGUUCUUCGACACCGACCCUUAUCAGGACAUUUCCCGGGAAGAAUGGAAGAAUGUGACAAUCUUGGUCACGGGCUCCAUGAUCCCUGAUCCGGAGGCCGUGCCCAAAUUGCAGUACGUGCAGCUCUUCAGCGCCGGAGCGAACCACGUCGUGAACAAGCCCCUGUUCCAAGAGACAGAUGUCGCCCUCUGCACGGCCAACGGAGUGCAUGGUCCUCAGAUUGCCGAAUGGGUCAUCUCAACCUUUUUAGCACACCAGCAUCAGAUUCCUCGCUACCUUGAACAGCAGCGCGAGGAGAAAUGGAACAGAGCCGACGACGAGGAGACAGAAGAUGCCGUGGGGCGAACAGUCGGAAUCCUUGGGUAUGGAAGCAUCGGCCGCCAAGUCGCUCGCGUCGCCAAGGCCCUCGGCAUGAACAUCCACGCCUUCACAAACCACCCGCGCAACACUCCAGAGUCGCGCCGGGAUGAGUCCUACACACCAGAGGGCCUGGGCGACCCGGAGGGUAUCUUCCCCAGCAAGUGGUUCUCCGGCGACCUCCACACCUUCCUCUCAUCCGGCCUGGACCUGCUGGUCAUUUCCGUACCGCUGACACCCAAGACUCACCAUCUGCUGGGCCGGGCUGAAUUCCAGGCUCUCGCGGGGCGCCGUACCUUUGUGUCCAACAUUGCGCGUGGGCCAAUCGUCAAGACGGACGACUUGAUCGAGGCUCUGGACGCGGGCACGAUCCGAGGCGCGGCGCUGGACGUGACUGACCCGGAGCCGCUGCCGACAGGACACCCUCUAUGGAAGGCCAAGAAUGUCAUCAUCACUCCCCAUGCGAGUGGCGCGUCGACGGCGUAUUAUGAGAGAGUGUUGAAGAUUCUUGAGCUGAACCUUGGCCGAUUGUCGAGGGGAGAAGAGCUCACGAACAAGGUAGAUAGAAAGGAGGGCUACUGA